GCAGUGCAUGUCUUUGGAGCACGGGGAGAACAUGCAAACCUCGCGCGCACAGGGCAGAGAGGCAGGAAGGUGCGAGUGCUAGCCACUAAGCUACUCUGCUACUCUGAUCAAAUCAUACGCUAACAAAUGAAAUCAUGACGCAGACGUUUCGAGGCGAAUAUGCGCUGUGAUUCAGGGUAUUCUGUGGCUGCUCUUUAGGCGGGUUGUUCAGUAGAAGAGUGUGUGGUUAGAAAUGUAACUCAGGUAUUCCAGUGAAAAGACCUUUGCACAGUUCUGUGUCGGUGUUCGGGCUCGAGCUUCCAGCUUAAAGGUCACUCGCGUUCAUCUAGUCUAAACAAGAGGCCAUUAGAGGGCAGACAUCAGUGAGGGAAAGCGUUCAGGAAUACAGCUAGCUAACUGUGGAGAGGCGCAGAAAUGUUUAGUAAGUCGCUGGUAAGACGUGCACUGCUUGUGUAUAAGCAGGAUGUUCAGAGUGGAGUGAAAUGCAGCAGGGCGGUGUGUGUGAGUGGGAGACGGGAAAACUCGUCCACUGUCGUGGACAGCAGCAGCAGCAGCAAGCUGAAGACGAUGGAAGACUUGGGCGGCCCCAGCUUUCUGACAUCUCUCUACUGGCUUUUUGGCAAAGGCUACUUUCAGAUUACUCACCAAAUGCAGAUUGAACACAGCAAAAUCUAUGGUCCUUUGUGGAAGUCCAAGUAUGGGCCAUUAGUGGUCGUGAAUGUGGCCAGGGCAGACCUCAUAGAGCAGGUACUGAGACAGGAGGGCCGUCACCCCAUUCGAACUGACAUGACCCACUGGAGAGGAUACCGGGAGCUCCGCAACCAGGCCUAUGGCCCUCUCACAGGGAUAGGGGCAGAAUGGCAACGCAUCAGAAGCAUUUUGAACCCUCGCAUGCUGAAGCCGAGACAUGUGUCAGGCUACACUAAUGCCAUCAACGAGGUGGUAAGAGACUUCAUAGAGAAGGUGGCUUGGCUAAGGGCAACAAAAGGCAAUGGUGUAAUGGUGCAUGAUGUUGCUGGAGAACUCUACAAGUUUGCAUUUGAAGGGAUCUGCUCUGUUGUAUUUGAGACCCGACUGGGUUGUCUGAAUGAGGUGAUCCCUGAAGAAACACAGAAGUUCAUCUUUUCUGUGGGAGAAAUGUUCCGCCUUUCCCCUAUCAUUGUUCUUUUCCCGAAGUCUGUGUGGCCCUACAUGCCCUUCUGGAAGCACUUUGUAGCCGUAUGGGACCACCUUUUCAAAGUUGCGGAUGAUCUAGUUCAGAAGAAGACGGCAGAGAUUCAGGAAAAGGUGAAGCAGGGACUGGCAAUAGAUGGUGAGUACCUCACUCACCUGCUGAUCAGUGAGCAGAUGACCCCCACCGAGGUGCUGGGAAGCAUCACUGAACUGCUGCUGGCUGGAGUCGACACUACAUCCAACACUAUUUCCUGGGCUCUGUAUCAUUUGGCUCGAGAUCCAGAGGUCCAGCAGAGGCUCUACAAUGAAGUAAUCAGCGUUUGCCCAGGCAACAAGGUGACUUCCAGUGAAGACAUCAGCAAGAUGCCUUGGCUGAAGGCUGUUGUUAGAGAAACACUUCGGUUAUACCCUGUGGUGCCAGGGAAUGCUCGCGUCACUGCUGAAAAUGAAAUAGUGGUGGGGGGUCACCUCUUCCCUAAAAAUACUCUGUUCCACUUGUGCCACUAUGCGGUGUCCUAUGAUGAGAACAUAUUCCCAGAGCCCCUCACAUUUUCACCACAGCGCUGGCUGCGGGAUGAGAAGCAGUUAAGCCAGCACCCAUUUGGCUCUGUGCCCUUUGGAUUCGGCAUCCGUGCGUGCUUGGGAAGAAGAGUAGCUGAACUCGAAAUGUAUCUCAUCCUCUCCCAGUUAAUUAAACACUAUGAAGUGCGACCAGAUCCCAAUGGAAAGCCUGUGAAGCCAAUCACGAGAACUCUGCUCGUCCCAGCCACAUCGAUUGACCUUCAGUUUAUUGACAGGCAAGUCGGGCAGAAGACCACAGCCAAUGCUGCUGCCUGAUAAUGUACACGGAACCCACGGAAACUAUCAACAAACUAAUUUGGACCGCUGUUUUACACUGCUGUACUUCCAUUACUGUGGUUUCUAAUGCCUCAAUUUUAUAAGCAUGAAAUACAUAAAGAAGAAAUAAUUUUAUUAGUCAUAGGGCAAAAGGAGUAGAACUGUACACUGCAUUGCCAGUGUGUUAGGUACUAGAUAAGUAUAAUGAAGUUAAUGCCCUGGAAACCGGGUGUAAUUUUAUUAUUUAAAUAGCAAUUUUUCUUGAGUUAAAACUAAUUUGUUUAACAGUUGGCAGUGCUAGUUCUAAUUCUUUGCUGUAAAUGUGGGUUGAAAAAUAACUUUGCUCUGGAUUCUGUCUUAGUGAAUACAAUGGCGCCACCAUAAGAUCAGACAUAGAAACAGAAUACAUACAUGGGGAAUGCUAAAAGCAAGCAUGCACACUUAUGUUCUUUUUACAGUUGAGGUCAAAAGGGUGAAAACUUUUGAACAGAAUGGAGAUGUGAACAUUUUUCUUAUUUUGCCUAAAUAUCAUAUUUUUUCAUUUAGUACUGCCCUUCAGAGGCUACAGAAGAUAGUUACAUGUUUCCCAGAAGACAAAAUAAGUUAAAUUUACCCUGAUCUUCAAAUUCAAAAAGUUUUCACCCCCCGGCUCUUAAUGCAUGGUUUUUCCUUCUGGAGCAUCAGUGAGUGUUUGAACCUUCUGUAAUAGUUGCAUAUGAGUCCCUCAGUUGUCCUCAGUGUGAAAAUAUGGAUCUCAAAAUCAUAUAGUCAUUGUUGGAAAGGGUUCAAAUACACAAAUAAUGCUGGAAAACCAAAGAAUUUGUGGGACCUGAAGGAUUUUUCUGAACAACAGCAGGCAGUUUAACUGUUCAGGACAAACAAGGGACUCAUGAGCAACUAUCACUAAACAAAAAAACACAGCUGUGGAUCAUUCAGGUAACAACACAGUAUUAAGAAUCAAGGGGAUGUAAACUUUUGAACAUGGUCAUUUUUAUAAAUUCAGCUAUUAUUUUCUCUUGUGAACUAUAUGUAAACAUCUUUUAUGUGAAAUAUCUUAUUCAGGUCAGCACUAAAUAAACAAUAACAUGCAUUUUGUAUGAUCCCUCUUAUUUUGGUAAAAUAAUAAACAUUUUGCAGAUUCUGAAAGGGGGAUGUAAACUUUUGACCUCAACUGUAUAUCUAUGAACUACUCAUUGUAAUUAAAUGAUGUUUAAAACAAAUAUUUUUUAAACUUUAUAUUUUAACUGUCUGUGCACUUUUAGAUAUUUUGUAAAUUGUAAGAAACUGAUAUUUAUCAGGGCCAUUAAUCAAUGUUUAUAUAACCUUUCACAGAAAUAUGCUAUGAUAAUAGAGAAACAAAUAGAGAAUCAAAUGGGAGUGGUCCUCACUAUCCUUAAUCAGUGCAGUGACUCUUUGUUGUUAAAAAAAAAAGAACAUCAAAAAAUUGUUACAGACGUUAAUGUUGCCAGAAAUUUCCAUUUUAACAGUCAUUUACUGACAUUCCCAUUAAAAAGAUUCUAUAGUAUUCUAUAGUUGAUAUAUGAUACGUAUUUACUAGAACACUGAUCAUGAUGAGCAUGAUAAGUUUUGUAUGAUCAACAAUGUGGAACAUUUUGGUUCUGGUGGUUGUAUUUAAAAAAAAAAAAAAACACUUACUUAUCCAGAUCAGCACUGGUGCUUCUCCGUCUGUAUAAGAUUUAACAACAAACAUGCAGCAUUUUAUAGUGCCUUUAAUAAAAAUAUGCCAGAUUAAA
Pangasianodon hypophthalmus (striped catfish) is the source of this 3764-nucleotide messenger RNA. RefSeq names its product cytochrome P450. The transcript has 9 exons. The record is from RefSeq and is a predicted model, not a curated record. The coding region runs from base 415 to 2010 and encodes 531 amino acids. Gene Ontology annotation, molecular function: iron ion binding; oxidoreductase activity, acting on paired donors, with incorporation or reduction of molecular oxygen; heme binding. Gene Ontology annotation, cellular component: mitochondrial inner membrane. Gene Ontology annotation, biological process: C21-steroid hormone biosynthetic process; cellular response to peptide hormone stimulus; cholesterol metabolic process. NCBI's taxonomy places the organism in Eukaryota, Metazoa, Chordata, Actinopteri, Siluriformes, Pangasiidae.